Molecule: messenger RNA, 643 nt
Organism: Acaulospora morrowiae
Lineage: Eukaryota; Fungi; Glomeromycota; Glomeromycetes; Diversisporales; Acaulosporaceae
Source: the annotation of a GenBank genome assembly
AUGUCUUACUACCAGGGAAUAAAUUCAACGUGUCGCCCUUAUGUGAAAGUUCCAUCACCCUUCUAUUUCAAUAUUUCCGAAUUUUUACCAAGAAAAAGUGUAGGAUGCAAAACGUCUAAUGCAUUUAUGAUCUAUCGUAAAAUGUACGUAAAAGUAUUGCUGGAUCAAAAAUUACACUACAAAAUGACCGAGGCUUCUAACUGGGCGGCCAAAGCUUGGAACGAAGAAUCACUUAAAGUAAAAUCAGAGUUUAGAAGAUAUGCACAACAUUUAAAGGAUUUUUAUAAGCAAAGAGAAGCCGAAUUGAAAUUGGGAAGCAUUAAUCCAAUUCCUCUUCACUCAACACCAACAACUCUCCCAGAUAGCAACGUAAUUCCUGAUUAUGAAAUCGAUCCAAACUCAUUAGGUUUCGAUAUCGAGACGAACAACGAUCACCAAAUAUUUUUAUUAGAUCCUCAGUAUAACUUUAAUAUUAAUUAUUUUCUCUCGGAACCUUCAAACUGCUAUUCUCAAGAACAACCGCAAUUUAACAUGAAUUCGAAUGUUCUUCAUCAAACUUACUUACCUACUCCGCAGGCUUCCCCAAUACAAACUUUUGUUGAAAACUCAGAGCCCGGUGCUUUUCUUUCUUCAAUCCCGGAGG